UGUGCCUGCUACAGUUGGAAAUAACAGUUCAGAAGCUGAAAAGGGUUGAAUGGAUUUACAGAAGGUUAUUUUUUGCAAGUAAAUUCAUGGCAACACAUUAAUUUGAUUAGUACAUGCUUUAGAAUUACUUUACACUCAAGCGAUUCAAAAGAUGUUAAAGUUAUCUCCAGGCUGCUGGACAGAUAUGUGUUACACCACCAAGGUACAGAUCAAGACAAAUCUGUGACUCAGGAUUUUAUCUUGGGAAGAGCGCAAGGUGUACGAAGAACUCAGAAUAACGAGGGAAGAUAACUCUGGGAACUACAAAGUGUCAGAAGAACAUCUCUUGCUAAUACAGCUCCCCACCAAAGACCUGGUUAUCUAAGGUUUAUAUAGGAAUGCCUAGGUCAGCUGACAAAAUCCUGGUCUUCUGCUCCAUAAAUGCAGAAAAAACGAUAACAACAGUGGAAAAUUGGAAGUCUGAAUUUCAGCUUUCUUAGAAAUAACUGCAACCUGACACAUUCCAUAAUAUUUAAACAGGGUGGGGGGAGAGGAAUCAUCAAAGAUGUUACGAUGUUACGUUUAGAGAUGACAUUGACAUGAAGAAUAGGUAAAUUUUGUUUUUCAACUUCUGGGAAAGCAGACCUCAUAGGAACUCAGAACAAGUAGGAGAAAAGUUGUUGUUCUUUUUUUUUUUUUCCUUGUUCUUUUUCUUUUCAAAGAUGAACCUAACUGCGCUCAAAGCUUUCGUGGGCUUGCUCUGGAAUUGCUGGGUUCUGGUGGGUCACGCACAGGGAGGUUUAGGAGACAAUCAUGUCCAUUCGAGUUUUAUUUACAGGAGGCUGCGGAACCAUGAGAGAAGGGAGAUUCAGAGAGAGAUUCUCUCUAUCCUGGGUUUACCUCACAGACCCAGACCAUUUUCACCAGGAAAGCAGGCUUCUUCUGCACCCCUCUUCAUGCUGGACCUGUAUAAUGCCAUGACAAAUGAAGAGGAUUCUGAGGAGCUGGAUUAUUCACUGAAGGGAUCGAUGGCAGGGGAGAGCAGAGGGAUUCGGAAAGGAUACCCUGCCUCUCCCAAUGGAUAUUCACGGAGAAUACAAUUAUCUCGCAUGACCCCCCUGACCACACAGAAUCCUCCCUUAGCCAGCCUGCACGACACCAGCUUUCUGAACGAUGCUGACAUGGUCAUGAGCUUUGUCAAUUUAGUUGAACGGGACAAAGACUUCUCCCACCACCGAAGGCACUACAAAGAGUUCCGCUUUGACCUGACUCAGAUCCCUCACGGAGAGGCAGUGACAGCCGCCGAAUUCCGGAUCUACAAGGAUCGGAGCAACAGCCGCUUCGAGAACGAAACCAUUCAGAUUAGCAUUUAUCAGAUCAUCAAGGAGUAUCCCAACAGGGAUGCAGACUUGUUCCUGUUAGACACAAGAAAGGCUCAAGCUUCUGAUGUGGGCUGGUUUGUGUUUGACAUUACUGUGACCAGCAAUCACUGGGUGAUUAAUCCGCAGAACAACCUGGGCUUGCAGCUCUGCGCUGAAACCGGGGACGGUCGAAGUAUCAAUGUUAAAUCUGCUGGCCUGGUUGGAAGACAUGGGCCUCAGUCAAAGCAGCCAUUCAUGGUUGCAUUCUUCAAGGCAAGUGAAGUGCUUUUCCGUUCUGUCCGAGCAGCCAACAAUAAAAGGAAAAACCAGAACCGCAACAAAUCCAGUAGUCAACAGGAGUCCUCUAGGAUGCCAAGUGUUGGGGAUUACAACACAAGUGAGCAAAAGCAAGCAUGCAAGAAACAUGAACUUUAUGUGAGUUUCCGAGACUUAGGAUGGCAGGACUGGAUUAUUGCACCGGAGGGCUACGCUGCGUUCUACUGUGAUGGAGAGUGCUCUUUCCCCCUCAAUGCCCACAUGAACGCGACAAACCAUGCCAUUGUUCAGACUCUGGUUCACUUGAUGUUCCCCGAUCAUGUACCAAAGCCAUGCUGUGCACCAACAAAACUGAACGCAAUCUCCGUGCUCUACUUUGAUGACAGUUCCAAUGUUAUUUUAAAAAAAUACAGGAAUAUGGUGGUACGUUCAUGUGGCUGCCACUAAAACAAACAAAAAAAUAAUCUAAAGCAGAGGGUUUUAUUCAAAAUUGUAAUAAAGUCAAGAUAUGAGCAUU
Molecule: messenger RNA, 2133 nt
Organism: Ficedula albicollis (Collared flycatcher)
Lineage: Eukaryota; Metazoa; Chordata; Aves; Passeriformes; Muscicapidae
Gene: BMP5
Product: bone morphogenetic protein 5
Exons: 7
Coding region: 702-2063 (453 amino acids)
Biological process (GO): SMAD protein signal transduction
Cellular component (GO): extracellular region
Molecular function (GO): growth factor activity; cytokine activity
Source: RefSeq, a predicted model, not a curated record